AUGGGAACCAUGGCUCCCAUCGAUGAGAAACCGCCUGCUGAAGAUCGUAUCGAGGACAUAGGAGGGAAGACCCCUCCGAGUGAGGAGGAUGAGGAGUUCACGCCAAAGGAGCAGAAGAAAAUUAUUCGACGAAUUGAUUUGCGUCUGGUGACCAUGACCGGGUUAGCUUAUUGCAUAUCGCUUAUGGACCGGACAAAUCUGAGUAUGGCUGCCGUUGCAGGGUUGAAAAAGGAAUUGCGACUCGAUAUAGGCGAGCGUUAUUCCAUUAUCGUCCUUAUGUUCUUCGUACCCUAUGUUCUUUUCCAGCCGCCGAUGACGGUCAUUAUUCGAAAAGUUGGCCCGACAUACUUCCUGGGCUCCAUUAUUGUAUGCUGGGCGGGAAUCAUGAUUGGAAUGGGAUUCGUACAGGACUGGGGCGCAUUGGUUGGAACGCGUGUGCUUUUGGGUGUGUUGGAAGCUGGUUACUUCCCUGGCUGCGUCUACUUGUUAUCUUGCUGGUAUACCCGAUAUGACGUCCAAAAACGAUUCUCUGUUUUCUAUCUUAUCGGAUGUGUCGCUUCUGCCUUGGCGGGUAUCCUUGCAUUCGGUCUGAUGCAAUUGAACGGAAGGCAUGGGUUGACCGGCUGGAGAUGGAUCUUCAUCCUCGAGGGAGUGAUCACUGGCUUUAUUGGCCUUCUGUGUUUUUUCUUCCUCGUCGACUUCCCUGACCGCGCACAUAAGUCCUGGCGCUUCCUGAACGAAAGAGAAUGUGCUUUCAUCGUCCGUCGUAUCAACAAAGACCGAAAUGAUGGCGAUAUGGAAGCUUUUUCUUUCAAAAAGUUCCUCAAACCUGGAUUGGAUUUGAAGAUCUGGGCCUUUGCCAUGAUCUUCUUCUGCCUCACCACUGUAACAUACGCCAUUGCCUACUUCCUACCCAUCAUCCUUAGCCUCGGCAUGGGCUACGGCGUCGGCGAAUCCCAAUGCCUUGUCGCGCCGCCCUACGCUUUCGCAGGAUUUGUCAUGUACGGCACUGCCUGGUUUGGCGACAGGUACCGCAUGCGCGCCCCAGUUCUGAUUUUCAACGCCCUGCUCGCCAUCAUUGGUCUGCCAAUGAUGGGAUUCGCUAAAAGCGAUGCCGUCCGCUACCUGGGCGUUUUCUUCACAGUUGCCGGUGCCAACGCGAAUAUCCCAGCCUGCAUGGCAUAUCAGGCAAACAAUGUGCGAGGCCAGUGGACGCGUGCUUUCUCUAGUGCUACACUUGUAGGAUUUGGAGGUCUCGGUGGUAUCGCAAGUAGCUUGGUGUUCCGGGAACAGGACGCACCCGGGUACCGACCCGGAAUGUAUGCUGCUAUCGCGUGUAACAUCCUCAUCAUCUUGUUAGUUCUUGCUUUGAGUCUGUGGUUCCGGAUCUGUAAUAAGCAGGCGGACCGGGGAAAGCGGGUCAUUGAGGGUGAUGCGGCUUUCCGAUACACGAUUUGA
Penicillium griseofulvum is the source of this 1458-nucleotide messenger RNA. RefSeq names its product putative phthalate transporter. The transcript is spliced from 8 exons. The record is from RefSeq and is a predicted model, not a curated record. Gene Ontology annotation, cellular component: membrane. Gene Ontology annotation, molecular function: transmembrane transporter activity. The coding region runs from base 1 to 1458 and encodes 485 amino acids. Gene Ontology annotation, biological process: transmembrane transport. Lineage: Eukaryota; Fungi; Ascomycota; Eurotiomycetes; Eurotiales; Aspergillaceae.